This is a messenger RNA of Haplochromis burtoni (Burton's mouthbrooder), 2354 nucleotides long. Its product is annotated as renin binding protein. Gene Ontology annotation, biological process: carbohydrate metabolic process; N-acetylmannosamine metabolic process; N-acetylglucosamine metabolic process. Gene Ontology annotation, molecular function: N-acylglucosamine 2-epimerase activity; peptidase inhibitor activity. The transcript has 11 exons. The record is from RefSeq and is a predicted model, not a curated record. Bases 130 to 1341 code for a protein of 403 amino acids. Lineage: Eukaryota; Metazoa; Chordata; Actinopteri; Cichliformes; Cichlidae.
AAAAAAAAAAGACGAGUCAAGUGGCCGCGUGACCCGCUGUCCACUUCCUUAUCUGAUCAUGUGAUUAACAGAGCUAGCGAACGGAGCAGCUGGACAGACUAUUCUUCACUAUUUCAGCUUGAAGGAACAAUGUCAGUGGUGACGCUUGAAAAGUGUCGAGAGGACAUUCGGAAACAGUUGGACAAUGUAGUGGACUUCUGGCUCAAAUACUCUCUUGACAGAGUACAUGGAGGCUUCUUCACGUGUAUUGGAAAGGAUGGGAAGAUCUAUGAUGAGCUGAAAUAUGUCUGGCUGCAGGGUAGACAGGUGUGGAUGUAUUGUCGCUUGUACCGAACCAUGGAUCGCUUCCACAAGCCUGAAAUCCUUGAAGCAGCAACAGUUGGAGGAGCAUUCCUGAGAAAGUUUGCUCGUGUGUCCAGUAGCAGCGGUCAGUGGAAAUGUGCCUUCUGCCUGACGAGAGAUGGUAAAGCGCUCAAAGUUCAGAGAACCAUAUUCAGUGAGUGUUUCUACAUCAUGGCUAUGGAUGAACUGAGCAGGCUAACUGGUGACAAGGAUAUGCAGCUGGAAGCUGAGCAGAUGAUGGAACAGCUAAUUUACUGGGUUCAGGUAGACCCUUCAGGCCUGGGCCGGCCCCAACUUCCCGGGGAGGUUCCCAUCAACAGUUUGUCAGUUCCCAUGAUGCUCAUGUGCCUGGUGCAACAGUUAACCGAAGGCCGUGGACAGGAAGUUGCUCAGAAGUACAAAGAACUGGGAAACUGGUGUGUAGAGCAGAUCCUACAGCACAUCCAGAGAGCUGGCACAGCUAUCUUAGAGAACGUGUCAGUGGAUGGAUCUGAACUGCCGGGUUGCCAGGGCCGACUGCAGAAUCCAGGCCAUGCCUUGGAAGCAGGCUGGUUCUUGAUGCUGUACGGUGCACAGUCCGGGGACAAGGAAAUACACAGAACUGCCAUCAGAAACUUUGUGGAGCUCCCUUAUCAGUAUGGCUGGGACAAAGAACACGGUGGCCUCUUCUACUUCCUGGAUGUGGAUGGUCACUGCCCCACACAGCUAGAGUGGAGCAUGAAGCUGUGGUGGCCACACUGUGAGGCUCUCAUCGCGUUCCUCAUGGCCUACAGUCACACCAGGAAGCCUGAGCUGCUGGAGAUAUUCUCAGAAGUUUACCAGUACACUUUUAGCCAUUUUCCUGAUGCUGAGAAUGGUGAGUGGUUUGGCUAUUUGACACAAGAAGGGAAAGUAGCACUGGAUUUUAAAGGCGGUCCCUUUAAAGGGUUCUUCCACGUGCCUCGUUGCCUGUACAUGUGUGAGCGCAUUCUGGAUGACUUGCUGGAAAACAAGGACUGAAGAUUCUGACAUGAAUGAUAAAGGGAUUCAUGUCAGGGAUUGAACUUGUGCAUUACUUCGAAUCACGAAUAAUCAAAUUAUAAAGCAAAAUUGUCUGAUUCUUUGUGCAUUCAUCCAGGUUUCAGUUAAAAUUUUACCUUUGAAGGGGUUUCUAAAAUACCAGAUGCUAAGGGUGGGAAUAAAAAAAAAAAAAGAACACAUUAACCUUGAGAUAUAUAUUUCCAAUCAAUCAAUCAUGUUUCAUUGACGACCUUCAGCUUUAAUUCAAUGUUUGAAAGUAAAUAAAUGGUUCAUUUGACUGAAUCUGGGUAGAGUAGUGACCCAGUUCCAAUGGCAGCUCGCGCAGGUGAUCUGUAAUGCUUCAGAUCAUAAGCGGUUCCCAUAAUUCUGGUACAAGUUAAUUUUGCUUUCUUCGGUCCAACAAUGUUUUUUUUUCAGUAGCUGUACAGCAGCUAUCACCAGUGAUGUCACAGUCACAGCAGUGCAGCAACAAUACAUCACAGGCUCAAGGGGCGUCACUAACUUUGCCCUUAUUUGCAUCAGGAACAUUUCAGCUGAAUAAUUUUGAUGAAGAUAAUUUUUCACCACAGUUGAAGUUUUGCAAAAAUGUGGAUGAGAUUUGUAUUUAACUCCCCUGUGCAAAACCUGUGCUUCACACUUGGUAUUUACACCUCAUAAUUUACUGAAUUUCCCACAAAGCACUCCACAAAUGUACAACAGCUGGUAGUACAUCCAUCCAUCCAUCCAAUUUUCUUCCUCUCAUCCAAUCCCAGCGGUCACAGGAGAGGGAGGGUAAGCCUAGGACAGGUCACUAAUCUUUCACAGGGCUAAGACUUAAAAACAUAUCUGUCUAUAUGCUCAUAUUUUUACAGAAAAUGUGGAUUUUAAACUGGAACCUUCAGGCCUUUUAAAAUGUUAUUUUACUACUGUUCUAUGUGAUCUAUACACUUCCAUGUCAGGAAAUAAAUUGUAUACUGAAAUAAUAAAGCUGCUGAUGCAGAUGCUUUCAUUCA